UGAUGGGAGUGGCUCUGGCCCUAAACGGAACGCUUUCCCAGGAAUUCGAUAUAGGAAGUGUGUUUCCGGAUCUGCGAUCCUCCACCAAAAACAAGCUUAUACUCGUGUCUUAGUAAUGUGUAGACAACUCUUAUUUGUGUAUUUACUUAUCUGAAGCCCAGUGGGUUAUCAUAAGUUCAGUAAAGGUCGUUGCUAAAAAAAAGACUGUCCGAGAGUCGUGCCUACUCCACCAAGUUACAUUUUCAUUGACACUCCCUUCGAAAUUGACGUGACUAGUGAAGCUGCAGCGGCUUUGGAGCAGAGGAGCUUCCGCUCGUUAAAUCGGGACGGGAGUGGACGGGCUUUUCUUUGCCAGCGACUUUCAUAACUUGUUAACCGUCUUUAUCACCGGCCCGUUAAGCUAGGCUACAGGGCACGAUGUUUUUAUAUAAAGGGAUUUUUGCUUUGGCUUUCUUUAACUUUCUCAACGACAUCCAUGUGUCCGGCUGUGAUACAAACUGUAUGGAUAAACCAAAGUUUACUCCAUCCACCCUGGUGGUGAAGUAUGGUGAUCCAGCAUCUGCCAUCUGCACCGUAUGUGAGCGUGACUGUCUCAACCAGUUAUUUGAUUUAGAGCGUUCUGUGGGAUCCACAACUAAAAACGGAACCACUAUUACAUGGACGAUUGACAGCCUGACCGAAUGGGAUCUAUCUCUCCAAUGCUAUUAUAAUACUGAAUCUGGUGACCAGUGUUGUAGCAUCCUGCCUUUCACUCUCUACAAGCCUCCGGAUAUGGUGUCGUUUAGUUUUAGUGACCACACCGGGCCGCUGUUAGAGUAUACACUCUACACUAUGGAGUGUAAUGUAAAGAAUGUUGCUCCUAUUGACAACGUCACUGCAGUCUUCUACAGAGAUGAUAAUGCAUUUGCCUCGGUUAAGGUCAGAGAUUUAAAGAAUAUUAAACCAAUGGAUUACACCUUUACACAUGAAAUUAUCCCCAAGAGAUAUGAAGAAGGAGCUGUUUACUGGUGUGCUGCAGAGCUUGAUCUGGGAAGUGAAGGACCACAGCCCCCUCCAGAGGUCAUGUCACAGAAGAUGCCUACCACUGUUUACUAUAAGCCUGAGCUGGGCACACGAGGAUUUCCAGAGAUGAAAGACCCUGUUGCAGGACACAAGCUGGAACUGAACUGCACGUGUAUCGGUAACCCCACCCCCUCUUACAACUGGACCCAUCCAUCAGGGAGACCCUCCCCCUUCACAGGCAGUAUCCUCAUUAUUGACUCUGUAACUACUGAAGAUAGUGGCAGGUUCACCUGCAGGGCCAGCAACAGUGUUGGGAGUGUCAGAGUGGAGUUUGAUGUCAAUGUCCGAGCCAACUACAUCAAAUACAUCGUAGUGGGGAUUCUCAUCGGGCUUGUUCUGCUUGUUGUGAUUGCGUAUAUCAUCUACAGGCGCUCACGCCAUCGACAUGCCCCCGUACCGAAUGUAGAGUAAGUGGAUGGGAAAGCUUUUGAUAUGGACCAGUAGCUUUGUUGAAGCAAUAGUGUAAGUGAAGAGGCUCAUCUGUGGCCUAAAGCAACCAUUAACCUCUACUUACACCUCAUUUGAGUGAGAUGAGGACCUUUGCUGUACCCACUUGGUCAUUUCAAGUCGUCUCUCUACUGGUGCUGUCAUUAAAACGCCCAAAGAAGUUUUGAGUCAUCCUGUGUGGCAAUACUGAAAGGAAUUUCUUUCUUUUAUUCUCACAUAUAAACUUAAUUUUCUGUGGAAAUCACUUUUUAAAAAGGGAUGUAUACCGCUUGGAUUGUUUUGUAAAAUUGUGCCUGGUGUUAUAUUCUCUAGCUUUAUGGCUCAUAUUUUUUUGCCCUAUUUUCUGGAUGGUUAUGCUUUAUUUUUAUGUACCAGGCUUUUGUCCUGUUUGAAGUUCUCGGCUAUUUUUGAAUGAAGAAAUCAGAAGCUUACAUGAUUUCAUCUUUCUAAAAUACUCAGUAUCCGUUUAUCUUAGUGUUGCUGAAAGCUUUACAUUCAUUAUGUUGAAAAUUAUUAUUUUUUCAAUCAAAUAAACAUGGUGACAUUAUGAGCAGGGGUGUUCAGACAGCAGCACAAGGGCCAACUUUGUCAUGUGGUCCAUUUUUAAUUUGCCCCAAGCAAAUUUAGAAAAUAAAAUGAAAUAUGGCUUUCAUUGAAGGUUACAGCAAACAAUGGUCACAACUUUCAACAUUAAAAAGUGAAAAUUUGUAUUACUUAUGUGGGAAGUUAUUAUAUUUCCAGGGGUUACACUGUCAAAAUGAUAAUUUCCCAUAUGUAACCCUCAGUGACAAAAGCUUAGGCACCCUCAUGUAAAAAUCCUUGCUGUCAUUUUUUUUAAGGUUAUUUAAGCUGUACAGAUGAUAUGAUGAGAGGUUAGUUGUGCACUGAAUCACAUGCUUCUGCUAAAUACUAAUAUUUUGAGUGUGUAAGAAGUGUUCACACUGAAAAGUUUACUGAAAUACAGUGUACUACUGGUGCACUCAAAACGGUCCACUCUUAAAGACCCUGUAAAGUGAAAUCCAGUUUUUGUCUUAACACUCUAGAUCUGUUGGAAUAUGGUUGCUGUAAACAUGUGAAAACACUGAGAUCUACAUGUGACUUAAUUCUGGAUUUGAACUGUUAGAAAGUUUUUCACUUCUUUCCUGGCUAGGUUUAAUGUAGGCGGGGCUAAUGUGUGGACUGGUGAUGUCAUCACCCCACUGUGGGAAAUGACCCCUCCCCCUAACACUACAAUAUAAAAUUACAGAGCAGUUCAUCUCAGUACAGUCUGUUGUUAGCUGAUGUCACUGCCUUUAUUGAAAGUUAACUGUCAGUUAAAUGCUGUUUUUCUGUUCAUUGUGAGGUAAAUUUGCCAAAUCUAUCAGCCACAGUAGUCUAAGAACCAUUUAAAGCAUCAUAACUGAGAUUUAAGCCAGAAAAAGGACUUUGUGUUUUCUCUGGCACAGAGCCAGGCAGCUGUGCUCUGAUCAUAAGGUCAGUGUAAGGGCAGGGGAUGGGCUAACGGUGAGAGCUUUCCUCCAUUCAGAUUGUAACAUUUUUCAAAACUGAGAGGAUCAUGUUUAUCCUGAGUGGGCGUGGCUUCAGCUCAUUUAACGGACACGCCCAUCCUGGAGCAGAUUUUACUGCCUCAUUUUUCAUGAAUUUAAAGCUUGAUUUUUUUAAGAGAUGUUUUAUUUGAAUGAGAUUUAAACUAGAGGUUUAUGACACAGUGACCUGUCAUACAACAAAACCUAAUUACAGAUUUAUUUUCACUUUACGGGGUCUUUAAUUAACACCAUACUGGUGAGUGAUGUAGCAGAUUUAGUGUGCUAGCUUGCAUUGGCAUCCACUGGCUAGCUAGUGUGCUCCUACCAAUGGUGGCAUAAUUUAAAUAAGCAGAAGGCAUUUAAGGCAAAAUAAGUUAACUCUCUGCGGGAAUUAUGAUAAAUAAAAUACAAGUUAAAUCAAUUUAAUAGGGGGUGACAAUAUAGAUGUCACAUUUUUAUCAGCUCACAUGUUUGCAAUGCGCUGUUAUAAAAGGAGUAGAAGAAGAAAAAAGUGGGAGUUAAAUCAUCAUCAGUGCAGAACGGCAGUGCACAUUUUGGGACAAUAUUACUCUGUUGAGACUAGUGCUGUGUACUGCAUUAAGGUAUGAGACUAGUGCUCUGUACAGCAUUAAGGUAUACUUCAGUAACUGAGACCAACAGAAGUAUUUGAACUCUUUAUUUUAUAUACAUAUAUAUAUAUAUAUAUAUAGAUUCUUGCUGUUUUGUUUCCGCUGUAUCACUGAGAAGGACCUGACUCGGAAAGACCCUUUAAUUUGAGCUUGUAAUUAUGUGGAAUUAUAUAUUGUAGGCUUGUUCUAACCCACAGCUACCUAUUGAGCAUGCAUGCCUUGUAUUUAUCUGUGUACGUGUGUGUUUAUUUUGUGUUGAACUGUUACUGUGUUGAUGAUGUGCGAGCAACAUGGCACUGAAAAGAAUCCAUACAAGCAAAAUAUGUAUUAUACUAAGGUGCAAAAUGUAAAGUGUAAAUUUGAAUGAAUAAAACACUUUGUAAAACAACA
Molecule: messenger RNA, 4054 nt
Organism: Cheilinus undulatus (humphead wrasse)
Lineage: Eukaryota; Metazoa; Chordata; Actinopteri; Labriformes; Labridae
Product: cell adhesion molecule 3-like
Exons: 5
Coding region: 418-1473 (351 amino acids)
Biological process (GO): cell adhesion
Molecular function (GO): integrin binding
Source: RefSeq, a predicted model, not a curated record